Messenger RNA from Microthlaspi erraticum, 1215 nucleotides. Lineage: Eukaryota; Viridiplantae; Streptophyta; Magnoliopsida; Brassicales; Brassicaceae. The record is from the annotation of a GenBank genome assembly.
AUGAGAAGAAAGCGGCACAAGAAGGCGAAGAAACCACGUAGUCAAUCUUCUUCAACGACAUCAGUUGAUAACUCACUCCCAACUGAUCUUAUCUUUGAGAUAUUCUCGAGAUUACCAGCAAAAUCGAUAGCAAAGUUUCAUUGCGUCUCAAAGCAAUGGACUUCCAUUCUCGACCGUCCAGAUUUCACUGACCAUUUCUUGAAGAUGUCUUCUUCCCGUCCUUGUCUCUUGUUUACUUUCAAAGUCGGUGGUAAGUGGCUCUUCUUCUCCGCACCUCAGCCUCUAAAUCCAGACCAGAACUCAUCUUCUUUAGCCGUCGAUGGUCACAUGUCUUCCCCAACCAUAACAUGUUCCCUUUAUAUCCAUGCCCCUGUCUGUGGCUUUCUCUGUGCUAAAGAUCUAUGGCUCGGAAGUGGUUGUGAAGAUCCAAGGGGCAUGAUAUACAAUCCUAGCACAGGUCAGUUUAUAACCUUACCUAAAGUGAGAACAAGGAGGGUUGAUGUGAGAACAUAUUUUGGGUUUGAUCCAAUCAACAAACAGUUCAAGGUAUUGUGUAUGACGGUUUGUAGAAAGCCUCGUAAAGAAACUGCGGAGGAAUAUCAAGUUCUGACAUUAGGAACUGAGGAGAAACUGUCAUGGAGAAUGAUUGAAUGUUCCCUACCCCAUAAACCGAUGUGUAUGUGUCGUGGUAUAUGUAUCGAUGGAGUUUUGUAUUAUUGUGCCUCUUUUGAUAAAUUGUCUCCAUUUUCCUAUGCCAUAGUCUGCUUUGACGUGAAGCAUGAGACGUUCAGAUUUAUUGAAAAUGUUCAGAAAACGUGGCUUUCGGUUCUGAUAAAUUGCAAGGGUAAACUAGGUGUGCUUUGUUGCAAUGAUGGUUUAGGUAUCAGUAGAAGGACUACAAGUCUUGAGUUACAUGUUUUGGAUGAUGUUGAGAAGCAGAAAUGGUCAUACCACAGCUACACAUUGCCGCCUCAGUUGGAGAAUCUAUUUGUGGGUGAUAUCAGCUUAGGCAUUGUCGGGAUGACUUGUAAUGGUGAGAUUGUGUUCUCUCAGCGUCGUCUGCAUGAUCCUUUCUACAUUUACUACUACAAUGUGGAGAAGAAUACCAUCGUAAGAGUUAGGAUCCAAGGAAUUGGACCCGCCAAGGGUCAAUGGAUUUCUACUUUUAUAGACCACUUAGAGAAUGUGAAGCGUAUGCGUGAGUACUGGUUUUGA